GAGAGAGCCUACAGAAAAGAAGAGCGAGAGAUGGAGUCAAGAAUGGGUGCUUGGGGACUAGUGUUACAUUGCAAACUCUUUGCAAAGAUGGGGGACGACAGACCUUUUGUGUGCAACGCUCCGGGCUGUGGACAGAGGUUUACCAACGAGGACCACCUGGCUGUACACAAACACAAGCAUGAGAUGACUCUGAAGUUUGCCCCUGCCAGGACUGACUCUGUCAUUAUCCAAGGUACUGGUUCUCCUAACCAGACCCCUACUCCCACUCGCUUCCUGAAGAACUGCGAGGAGGUGGGGCUGUUCAACGAGCUGGCUAGCUCCUUCGCUGAGGAGUUCAGGAAGGCCCAGGAGGAUGACGACAAGCGGGCCAAGAACCCUCUCCCUGCCCCGAACAGGGAGGUGGCCCUGGACAUGAGCCUGCAGACGCCGUCAGCAGAUGCCGUGAGGGUGAAGGAGGAGAAGCCUGUUGAGGUUGACUCCUCCCCACCAGGAAGUCCAGAUUCCUUUUCCAGCAUGUCAGACAGUAGCAGGGACGCCAUGGUGAGAAGAGGAAAGGACACUCCCCCGAGGCCAGCGCUGAGUUCGGCCCCCACCCCCACGAUCGUGAGGCCAGGCGCCCUCCCUGUGCGGCCCAGACCAGGCUCUCUGCCCCUCCACCUGGGUUUCGACGCUCUGCACCCCACCAUGCCUUCACCCACCUCCGUCAUCACACCCACCCCACCCUCCAACCGCACCCUAUUGGGCUCUCCCACAGGCCACUACCCCAUGAUGAUGCACCUUCCCAACGGCCUCCUCCCUGGACCCAUGCAGAUACCCUCUGUCAUAUCUCUGGCCCGGCCCAUGCACAUGGUGCCCAACAUUCCCGGCAUCCCUGGUCCUCCUCUGGGAGGUGGCAGCAGCGGCUCCAACUCCCCCUCCGGGUACACCACACACUCUGAGGCCAAGAUGAGGUUGAAGGCAGCACUGGCCCAGCAGAGUUCAGGAGGUCAUGGUAUGGGAGGUAUGGCCGGCAGCCCCAUGCACCCCCAGAGGAUGGAACAGAGCCAGUUAUUGGUGCAGCACCCCGAUGCACCCUCCCCAGCACAGCCACAGGUGUCUCCGGCCCAGCCUACUGGUGGUCGGCGGCGGCGUGCGGCGGAGGACGACCCGGACGACAGACGACAGCGUUUCCUAGAGAGGAACCGGGCGGCUGCUUCGCGCUGCCGACAGAAACGCAAAGUCUGGGUCAACUCCCUGGAGAAGAAGGCCGAGGAGCUUGUCUCCAUGAACGUCUCGCUGGCGAAUGAAGUGUCUCUCCUGAGGAACGAGGUGGCUCAUCUCAAACAGCUGCUGCUGGCUCACAAGGACUGCCCUGUCACCACUCUACAGAAGAAGAUUGCCUACAUUGGAGAGGACAGUCCUAUGAGAGACAUGUCGGAGCCCACCGGCUCCCCAGCCCCUGUCAUCCAACACAGCUCCCUGCCCAGCCCCUCUCCUUCCUUGGGCCCCAACGGCAUGGGUGCCCGGGCGGCCGCCGAGGCCGUGGCCAUGUCCGUGCUGGCUGGGAUGGGUCAACACCAGCAGAGGAGAGGUGAAAGAGAUGGAGGGCGAGACGGGAGGGAUGAUCCCUCCUCCCACGUCAUCAUGGCCACACAGUCACACCACUCUUCCAGAUGAUGAGCGAUGUGCGUAUCACACACCACGGCCCGGGACACUACGGCACACACCACCAGACACCACCCCACAUGGGCAGGAGGAGAGUGGAGGAGAUAUUUUUUGGUUUUGUUUUCUCAGGUGAGCAGAGGAGGAGUAGGAGGAAAACAUUGUCUUAAGUCAGAUAGCGUGACAAUUCCGCCUCCGAGCAUUGUGUAGGAGUGACGCGACCUGACGUAAGACAAUGGGAGGAGGAGGGACACCCGAAGAAAUAACCUCUUCCUACUAAAAUGAAACAACCUCCUCUUUCCACCUGCUGUGGUGGCCAUUUUGUGUCAGCCAUUUUGUCUCAGGCCUGGAGCCUUGCUGGAGCUCAGCAACAACAGCCUUCUGGGAAUGGACUGGGACAAUAAGAGAGAAAUAGCUUCCUGUUCUGUUCACUAUGCCAUAGACUAUAUACAGGGGCUGGACUCCACACCCCUCCAUAUCCCCCUCGUCUUCCUCCGUACUUCCCCUCGUCUUCCCCCCCAAUAACCCUACAACCCUCUCGCCUUGCCUCACCCUCAAGCCGCCCUCAAGCACUUGUAAACUUCACUGAACUGUAGGACUGUAUAGCAUCUUCCCAAGUGUGGUAAAGGUCAUUGUGAUAAACUCUGCACUCGGACACUCAGACUCUAACAAAUUCCGGUAACACACAGUUACACACACAAUGCAAGCGCACAUAAUAUACAUACAUAUAGACUCAAUGUAAGCAUUGCAUUGAUUCACAUUUGUUGUUGAUCAAGUGAAAUACCAAAACACUGAGCACUGCAGGGGUCCAUACUAUUGUAACAGGGGAUUGUGACCUUGCUCUCCUGCACAUGUUGACAUGUUUUAUUCACACACAAAGAUGAUUGACGCUCCAAAUCCAAAGAUGCAAUAGUUUUUUUUAUACUUUAAUCGUCAAGAUGGUCGGGUCCAAUAUUUUCAAUUUGGUCUGUUUUCCUGAAUCCCUAAUAGUUUUGGAAGUGGUUUCAUUUCGAGGUUCUGUGUCAGUCGUUCACAAAAAGUGGACCUCAUUUAUAGCCCUUUAUGAUACGUUUUAUAAACUGUGUGUGUGUGUAGGGUGUGUUUUUAUGUACAGCAGAACAUAGCAAUUUGUUGAUUCAAUAUCUGAUACACUAAGAUCCGGUUUGGUAGCAUGUGACUUAUUUUUUUAUUAGCAUUUUUGUUGUGUUCCUGUGCAGCUUUCUUUAAUAAGUUAACGGCACAUUAUUAUUUGCCGCUUGGGCUAUAGAGAACCAAAUUGUCUCUGGUUGUCACUGAAGCUGUGCGACAGAAGCAGAAAGCUAGAAGUAAUAGAUUUACUGUACACCGUCAUUUAUAAAUGAUUAAACACUUAGAAGUGUUUUUCAGAGAAUGGCUUUUCCAUUGCUUUUCACCCUCAGACUUUUUUCCGGACUACAUCUGACUCUAAACAAAUGCAACUGCAUCCCCUCUCCUCAGUAACCAUUUCCUCUUUCCCAUGCAAUUUUUGUAUUUAUUCGUUUCUAAAUAUAUGCCAUUACCGUCUUUUAUGAAAUCUUAGCUGGCAGAAAGCUUUUCUUCUAAUGGUUGUGUGGCUGUCUAAGUGGUUUCUAACUGGCCUUUCUCUUGUCUGCGUAGUCCUGUAGUAGUUCAUCCUUGCUGCUUUCUGGAGUGGAAUGUGCUGCGCUUUAGUCUCUCUAGGUCGUGUUCAUUAGGCACCAAACGGAACAAAAUGGACUGAAACAAUGAGGAACUACCUGGUCCAAUAAGAAAUGCUUAUUUUCGUUUGCUGUUACAAAACUUCAUGGAAUGUUUUCUGUUGGAUGCCCUAAUGAACAGGACCAUUGCUGCUCUUAUGAAUGACUAUCCAUGUUCCCCUGUAACGUUUAUGUGUGUCUACAAACGGCACUGACAUGUGAACAAACACAUAACCGAACUGUUAUACUAUGGAUCAGCAUUCACUCAGUGACAAAGCUCCUUCUCUGCACAACGCACACGACACACACACACACGCUGUGUUCAAAAACGAUUUUGCCUUAAAGAAUCACUUUCGUGCCUCCGACAUCCCCCUCAAAGAUUAUAAUUGACUCAGAAGUUAAAAGCCAUUCACAAGGAGUAACAAUAGAUUAAUUUAUUUUUUAUGCUGAGAAUUUAUUGUAUAGUAGAUGCCUUCAAAAAUCAGGAGUAAAUGUCACCACACUUCACCACUGCAGUUACCACACUUCACUGAUGUGUGAUAUUUAUGUCGCCAUCUAGUGGAGUAAUAGGAACUUUACCUUCUCGCACAAGGAUGGGAAUUGGACAUGGAUCUUGAGGGAAAUUCUUUCAGAACUCCUGUGGCAGUCUGGGAACAGUUUCAAUUCUUCAGGGAUCCCCCUUUUAUUAACAAAGUUUUAGACAUUUUGUUUUAGAAAAACAACUCCUAAACAAGGGAUAAUCUUGUUUUGCAUUUGUAUGUAACUUCCCCCAAAAAUCCAUCUUAAUAUGUGUGUAACAAUUUGCAGUAUAUAUUACUGCAGAAGUAACUAGAGUAUCAGUCAAAAAACAUAAGGACAUGUCUAAAGGCACUUAAAUAUGCAGGUUUAUCGUUAAUGAUUUGUGUUUUCUUUUGUUUGUGUUUGUAUAAACUUUGGUUUAACUUGAAUACUUUCAGUGACAUCAAAAGUUGGCUAUUUCUUGUCUUGAUCAUGUAUAUUAUACAUAAUGGGCUUGUUUCUCGGAUCCAGAUUUAGCCUAUUUCUAGACUUAAAAGCAUGUUCAGUGGACAUUCGCAAUUGAAAAUACUUAGUCCAGGACUAGACUUAAUCUGUGUUCAUGAAACCGGCCCAAUAAGGAUUGCUACUCAGUAACUACUUGACACAUCUCACAAAUGACUGAACUUCUUUGUCCUACUCCUACAGUCCCAAUAGUAACCAGGGCUCUGGUCAAAAGUAGUGCACUAUAUAGGGAAUAGGGUGUCAUUUGGGAUUCUACCCAACAAUGACAAUCCCAAUGGUGACCCUGUCUGGCAUUGUGUAGUACUCUGAGCUGGCGCUAUAGUAGGCUAGCUGUCCCUUAUUAAUAGACGAUUGUUCAUAUGAAAUGGUAAAAAAGCAACUUUAUUUAGCUUUCAUUUUAGUUAUUGUCAUUGGCACUUUGUUUCUUUUCAUUUUCAUUUUUGGUAUUUUCUUUAUUGCGUGCUAUUGUCAUGAGGACUAUAUACAAAUACUCUGGCAUAAUAAACGCUUCUAGUAUGUAUUUUUGUGUUGUAAUGAUGAGAUAUAGAAAUUAAUUUGUUUUAGAACAUCGAUUUCUUUAUUUUUCUGAUCUAAAAGACUGUUAAUGUAACCCAACUGUUUGUAUCAGCCGGACUAUGCCGGAACCAUAGAGUUAGAAUCAUGAUUCUAAUUCUAUGGCUGGAACACUGCUCUGUCUGGCCUGCCCAUCACUCACAAACCAACUAAGUUAUUGUUGCAUUGGUUUCAUGGAAAUAUAUACAUAUUUUUAAACCUCUCAAAAUAUUAACUGUUGUUGUGAACAAGUAACAGAAUUGUAUAAGAAAAAGAAUUUUAGGUGGAGAUGACAACAUUGUGAAAGUUACGUAUUAGUUAUUUGAAUUGUUCAUUCGCACUCCCAUGAAAGAAUUGUUGAACUGAUCAUUUCAGAAAUUGUCCUUAUCUGUACUAUAUGAAUAUAUUUACUUUUCCAUGCAUGUCCAAGUGGAGCUACUAUGAACACUUACCGUGCUGCAGAUUUAAUUAAACAAAAGAACUUAAUGGAUA
Messenger RNA from Coregonus clupeaformis (lake whitefish), 5399 nucleotides. RefSeq names its product cyclic AMP-dependent transcription factor ATF-7. The coding region runs from base 31 to 1656 and encodes 541 amino acids. Gene Ontology annotation, molecular function: cAMP response element binding; DNA-binding transcription factor activity, RNA polymerase II-specific. The transcript is spliced from 12 exons. The record is from RefSeq and is a predicted model, not a curated record. NCBI's taxonomy places the organism in Eukaryota, Metazoa, Chordata, Actinopteri, Salmoniformes, Salmonidae. Gene Ontology annotation, biological process: regulation of transcription by RNA polymerase II.